Molecule: messenger RNA, 920 nt
Organism: Fusarium odoratissimum NRRL 54006
Lineage: Eukaryota; Fungi; Ascomycota; Sordariomycetes; Hypocreales; Nectriaceae
Exons: 2
Coding region: 732-920 (62 amino acids)
Source: RefSeq, a predicted model, not a curated record
CGCAACGCGAUCUUCUUCAAUUGCCACCUCCUGAUUCAACAAUUUCCCAAAGGCACUUUGGUGUUUUGUGAAUGUUUGAUGUUUUUCUCAUUUUGAAAAUUGAUUUACACGGAUUGUUUGAUAAGCAUUGCCAAGAGGACAAGAGACAUAUCAAGAGAUGUGGCUAAGUCAACGACCAGAUCAGAUUACGAAGCUAAGAAUUUGCUACCGGGAAGUUUGUGCUACGUACGCCCUCAUAGAGUCUUGAGAUAGACGUCCGGAUGACCUUAACUGUGGUCCAAGCUGAUCGCCAAACCGCUUCAACGUCCAGAUGCCGUUCUUGAUGUCAACCAGUCAUCGUUUGUUCAACAAUCUAAUUGGCAACUCACUCGGAUCUUCCCUGGGAUCAACUUAGAUUUGACGUGGUUUCCAAGUUCUUUCUCUUCUCGGUAAUUCAAUACUUGAGCAUGACGAAGCCACGACUGAAGAUUACCCGUUGUCGAUACGUAUCCCUUGAGAACUACCCAUAAUUACAAUCAAGCAGCCAGUGAUUCAUCCGAAGUAUGAGUCGUGUGGGUUUCUCAUGAUUUGAGGAUUCAGGGAUCUUGGGAUACACUUCACCAUCGAAGCCUCGGGAACCAUGUCAUGAACCAUCCUGUCAUCUCAUCUAUCUGCCACUUCACGGAUGGAUCCCUCCACCCACUUUGACACACUUACACAUGCCUUGAAAGGCUUGACAUGGUCUCUCUUACAUGAGGCUAUUCCGGCAACAGGCUCGAAUUGGUCAGACUAACGGUCUUGGUCCUCCUGAUGCCCAGGACGCGCGUUCUAUGGGCGAGCAAUGGGGCCUCCGCUCCUAUAUGCGAGACAUGUUCAGCCUUUUGAAACAGAGACUGGACGACAGAAGCAGGGACCUCAAACCCCAGACGCUACCCAUUUAA